Messenger RNA from Paramuricea clavata, 1637 nucleotides. The record is from the annotation of a GenBank genome assembly. NCBI's taxonomy places the organism in Eukaryota, Metazoa, Cnidaria, Anthozoa, Malacalcyonacea, Plexauridae.
AUCUCGAGUUAGCUGAAGGAGAAGUUUGUUGUGUACUUAAAACUCUCGACGUAGACAAAGCCACUGGUGCUGACAAAAUUCUGGCGGUAUUGCUAAAAACCUGCACAGCUAACAUCAGUCCAUCUUUAUGCGAACUUUUCAACAAGAGUUUAUCUUGUGGAAAACUGCCGUUGGAGUGGAAGUUGUCUAAUAUCAGUCCAAUUCCAAAGAAAAAUCCUUUCCAUGAAGUUUGCAACUAUAGACCAAUAUCACUUUUGUCGCUGGUCUCCAAGGUGUUUGAACGUUGCAUCUACAAUAGAAUUAUUGGCCACCUCUCAAGUCAACUUUAUGAUCUUCAAUACGGUUUUCAAAGCGGCAAGUCUACAACUGCCCAGAUGCUCUAUGUUCUUCACGAGAUUCAUAAUGUCUUAGAGAAAAGGGGCCAAGUUGACACUAUCUAUCUUGAUUUCGCGAAAGCUUUCGACAAAGUCAGCCAUGAUCUCUUACUCGUGAAGCUUCACAAUUUUGGCAUCCGAGGAAAUCUUCUUCGCUGGUUCGGGGACUAUCUUUCUGGGCGAUUAUAGAGAGUCAUUGUUCUUGGUGUAACAUCUGAACCACUUCCAGUGCUUCCUGGAGUUCCUCAGGGAUCAAUCCUUGGACCACUCCUUUUCCUCAUCUACGUGAACGACCUUCCUAUGUCUACCUCGCACGAUACUACCGUGUCAAUGUUCGCUGAUGACACAAAAUGCCACCGUCAUUUUCGAAAUUUCCAAGACACCAUAAUUCUGCAGCAAGAUCUGGAUAGUGUUGCCAACUGGUGUAGUGACUGGAGGAUGGACUUAAACCAAACCAAGUGUGUAGUCAUGCAUUUCUCAAGAAUUGCUCAACCGAUGAUUACACAGUACACAAUAUCAGACACUCCAGUCCUACAAUCAUCCAGUCAGAAAGAUCUAGGCAUAACUACCACUAACGACCUUAAAUGGAACAAACAGGUGCAAGAGAUAUCGACCAAAGCAAAUAAAAUGUUAGGUUUCGUAAAGCGAACGGCGUUCGACAUUCGCCAGCGUAGAGUUCGUAAGGUACUUUAUUUGACUAUGGUUCGUAGUCAGCUGGCUUAUGGUAGUCAGGUAUGGGCACCCCAGACGGUAAACAACAUCUUGACCGUUGAACGUGUGCAGCGACGUGCCACCAAAUUUAUUUUGUCAUUGCCGUACCAAACCGAUAUAUCAUACCAGGAAAGACUGGCCACAAUCGGCAUCAUCCCUAUAUGUUACUGGCACGAGUAUUUAGAUCUAGUGUAUCUCUACAAGUGCAUCAUUUCCAACUCUGACAGUAACAUUUCUAUCAAGAUUCCCACUCGAGAAACACGAAGUACUAAUGCAACCAAUGGUAUCUUGCUUGAAGUAGCCAAGUGCAAGACAGUGAGCUACCAAAACAGCUUCUACGUCAGAGUUGCCAACGUGUGGAAUACACUCCCCUGUUUGAUCAGAGAAACCAACAAAACUGUUGUCUCUUUCAAAUUUUGUUUAAUGCAACAUUAUAAGGAUCUCACCAGGGAAAUUUAUAAUCCUGAGGACCCGAGAACAUUUAAGUCUGUUUGUGUGAAGUGUCAUUCAACUCGCCCAUUGACUAACUUGUCGAAUCGAGCAUGUUGUUAA